Vicia villosa (hairy vetch) is the source of this 1312-nucleotide messenger RNA. Its product is annotated as GRF1-interacting factor 1-like. Gene Ontology annotation, biological process: positive regulation of transcription by RNA polymerase II; cell population proliferation; leaf development. Bases 410 to 1093 code for a protein of 227 amino acids. Gene Ontology annotation, molecular function: transcription coactivator activity. The record is from RefSeq and is a predicted model, not a curated record. The transcript is spliced from 5 exons. Gene Ontology annotation, cellular component: nucleus. NCBI's taxonomy places the organism in Eukaryota, Viridiplantae, Streptophyta, Magnoliopsida, Fabales, Fabaceae.
CAGUUCAAGAAAGAGAGGCUCCAUUGCAUUGCGUUGCAGAGUGAGUGAGUGAGAAGAAAGGGUCAAAACAAGCCAAAACCCCAACCCCAAUGCACUCUCUCUUUCUCUCUCUCUAGUCACACUCUUUCAAAUAUCUUCUUCUCAUGUGUAGUAGCAUCAUUUCAAUAGCAACAAGAGAAAGUGAGAACCCAAAAAGCCUUUUGUUCUUGAUUCUUUCUCUUUACAUACACUUGCACUCUUGUGUUUCCUUCUUUCCUACCUUCUGCUCUGCUCUGAACUCCUUCAACUUUGUUUUUAUUCUUCUCAGAUAGAGAACCAUCAUCACAGUAUCAAUAUACAAUAAAAAUAAUACUAUUAUAAUCUUCAAUAUUCUAUAUAGUUACUCACUGGCUGAGAACUAUAAGGUGAAAUGCAGCAGCACCUGAUGCAGAUGCAGCCUAUGAUGGCAGCUUACUAUCCAAACAACGUCACUACUGAUCACAUUCAACAGUACUUGGAUGAGAACAAGUCCUUGAUUUUGAAGAUUGUGGAGAGUCAGAAUUCUGGCAAGCUCAGCGAGUGUGCAGAGAACCAGGCAAGGCUACAGAGAAAUCUCAUGUACUUGGCUGCAAUAGCUGAUUCACAACCUCAACCACAAACCAUGCCCGGUCAGCAGUAUCCUGGUGGUGGUGGAAUGAUGCAGGGAGGAGGAGGAGGACACUACAUGCAGCAGGCUCAGCAGAUGACACAACAGCAACUAAUGGCUGCGCGUUCCUCGCUUCUCUACGCGCAACAGCAGCAACAACAGCCUUACUCAGCACUCCAACAGCAGCAUCAGCUCGGUGGUGGUGGAACCUCAGGAGUACUUCACAUGUUGCAAAGUGAAGCAUGCAGUAAUAUGAAUGUGGGAGGAAGUAGUAGCUCUGGUGGAGGAGUAGGAGGGUUUCCAGACUUCAUUCGCGGUGGCGGAGGAGGAGAUGGUUUGCAUAGGAGUCUUAUAGGAGGGGGUAGCAAGCAAAGUGAGAUUGGGAUGGGUUCUUCAUCUGAUCAAGGACGAGGCGGCGGUGAUGGUGGUGAAAACCUUUACCUCAAAUCUUCUGAUGAUGGAAACUAAACUAGUACUCACUCACUCAACUAGCUAUAUCUAGAUCCAUUUUGGUUUAGUUAAUUGUGAACUUUUAGCUUAUGAUGAGUUAGUUAGCUAGGAGUUUAGUAGUGAAUUGUGAUGAAUUAGCUAGCAAGCUAGGUGAAAAACUUAAUUGGAUAAUCUUUGUUGUGCUUAAUUUAGGCAAACUAUUUUGUGAAAUUUGAAUUUACUUGCAUUGAAUGAAUG